AUGCCCAAGAGGAAGGUCAGCUCCGCCGAGUGGGCGGCGAAGGAGGAGACCAGGAGGAGGUCCGCGAGGUUGUCAGCUAAACCUGCUCCUGCAAAAGUAGAAACGAAGCCAAAAAAGGCGGCAGGAAAGGAUAAAUCUUCAGACAAAAAAGUGCAAACAAAGGGGCAAAGGGGAGCAAACGGAAAACAGGCUGAAAUGGCUAACCAAGAAACGAAAGACUUACCUGCAGAAAACGGAGAAAUUAAAAAUGAGGAGAGUCCAGCCUCCGAUGAAGCAGGAGAGAAAGAAGCCAAGUCUGAUUAAUACCAUAAACCAUGUCUUAUCAGUGGUCCCUGUCGCCCUUCUUGUACAACCCAGAGGAAUAUUUUUAUCAACUAUUUUGUAAAUGCAAGUUU
Molecule: messenger RNA, 395 nt
Organism: Zalophus californianus (California sea lion)
Lineage: Eukaryota; Metazoa; Chordata; Mammalia; Carnivora; Otariidae
Product: non-histone chromosomal protein HMG-14-like
Exons: 1
Coding region: 1-303 (100 amino acids)
Biological process (GO): chromatin organization
Cellular component (GO): nucleus; chromatin
Molecular function (GO): nucleosomal DNA binding
Source: RefSeq, a predicted model, not a curated record